AUGUGGAUAGGGCUGCAUCUUCCACCCCCCAACUCCCACGGGCGCGACCCCUCCCUCGGCCACAUCCCCUCCGUCCCCUUUGUCCAGGAGCAGCGCCUGGCCAGGUCUGCCCAGGGCCCCUCUCCGGCAAACGGCGCCCAUCUCCGGCGGUCGGCGACCCCCUUUCCCCCUGCCCUCCUCCUGGCCGUGAGCCACCAAGAAGUGAAUGCCAAUAACCGUGGCAAAGAAGGAACAUUGUCACCACUUGGAUAUGAAAAUGUGGUCAGAAAGUUUUUUGAGCGCACGAGGAGAGAAUAUACCAAAAAGCAAUUCAAGAAUAAGUGGGAUGUGCUGAAAAAAGAGUAUGUUGUUUGGAAGACAUUAACCCAAAAGGCAUCAGGCAUUGGGUUUGAUCCUGUUACCAAGACCAUUGCGGCUAGUGAUGAAUGGUGGGCAAAUGAGAUACAUAGAAAUGAACUUGCCGCCAAGUUUCGAUUUGCUCCACUAGAGGAUGAGAUCAAACUGAGUGCUAUAUUUGAUGAUAUUAGUGUGACAAAUGAGUACGCGAGGGCGGCACCUCCCUCGUCUCAAGUUGAUGCAUCUCAAAUUCACAUUGAUGAUGAUGAUGUGGCUGGUUCAGGAUGUGAAAUAGAUGCUACUUUUGUGACACCUAACAAAGCUAAAGGUCGAAAGAAGAGAUCAUGUCCUUAUUCACCUAGUCCUGCGAUGGUGCAAAAGAUUGCAAAAGAUAGUGAUGAUAGAAUGCAAUUUAAGCGUAUUGCUGACCUUUGGGAAAAGAGGGAGACUAGCCGCAAUUCGGCGACAUCUGAAAUGAAGGAGGAUCCUGUGAGAGAUGAGAUUAAGGAGAUGGAGGACAUGGUGGUGAAUGAUGGAGGUAAACCUGGAAGUGAAGUGUAUUUUCAUGCUCUAGAACUCUUUACGAAGAAGGAACAUCGUGAUGUCUUCAGUGCACUAAAGGAGGAAGAUUCAACUGUGAGGCUUGAAUGGAUCAACAGGGCAUGUGAAACAUUUAUGAAAAAAAAUUAGAACUUAUUUGCUUUGUUGGGAACUCAUUUGUAGUGUUGUGAACUUAUUUGCUUUGUUGUCAACUCAUGUGUAUUGAUUUGAACUAAUUUGUACUGUUGUGAAUCUACUUGCUAUAAAUCUUUGUUGUGAACUUAAUUGUAUUGCUGUGAACCAAUUUGUACUGAUGGAGCUGUGAUUUGUUGUCUUGUGGACAAAUGUUUAUGAUAUUUCUAUUUCUAUAUCACAG
Messenger RNA from Aegilops tauschii subsp. strangulata, 1252 nucleotides. The record is from RefSeq and is a predicted model, not a curated record. Lineage: Eukaryota; Viridiplantae; Streptophyta; Magnoliopsida; Poales; Poaceae.